This is a messenger RNA of Closterium sp. NIES-65, 3414 nucleotides long. The record is from the annotation of a GenBank genome assembly. NCBI's taxonomy places the organism in Eukaryota, Viridiplantae, Streptophyta, Zygnematophyceae, Desmidiales, Closteriaceae.
AUGGACGGAUCAAGGCCAGAAGCCGGGAGACGGCGGCAGCAGCAGGAAGAGACCCUUCUGUCGCCGCUUCUGUCGCCGCGUUUGUCGCCGAUUAGACAGCUAGCGGGCGACGGUGUCGCACGGCCGCUUCAGCGAUUCCCUCAGGUGCUUUCCCUUCAAAGCGCGAUCGCGGAGAGCGCAAAGGAGGAGGAGGAGGACCAUCCAUGGCUGGAGAAGAGUUUCCGUGGCGCCGCGAAUGGCGCCGCGAAAGGCGCAUCUGGUGACACGUCAGCAGCGGCGGAAGAGGCGGAUCCGACGGAGCUGAGCAGCGUGCCCGACGAUUGCCUGAUCCUGAUUUUCCGGAAGCUGUCCUCGGCUGAUCUGAACCUACCAUCACGUUCCGUUGUUCCGUUGUGUCCCUUUCUCCUUUUCCUUAUUCCCCUCCCUCGUCAUCUUUCCCCCUUUCAACCCUCUUCAUCCCUUUUCCACCCCUCUCCUUCCCCCCUCCACCUCCCUCCAUCCCUCUCCACCCCUCUCCACCCCACCCCACGCCUCUCCAUCCUCCACCACCCCUCCCCCUACAGUCUCGACGCGUCCUCUCGUACGCGCAUGGCUCUGCGCGCCUCCUUCCACCUCUCCCCCCUCCUCCCCGCGCUCCUCCUCCGCUUCUCCGCCCUCCAGCGCCUCACCCUCCGCUGCGACCACCCCCCACCCGCCCUCCUCGCGCCCGCGGGGGAAGUUGGAAGCAGCAGCGCGAGGGGGGGCGGCGGCGGAAGAGAGGGCGCGGGCGGGGCAGGCGGUGGGGGGGACUACCAGUAUUAUCACUAUCAGCAGGCGCAUCAGAUGGGGGGAGGCGGAGGCGGAGGCGGAGGCGGAGGGGGGGGGUAUGCGAGCGGGUAUGUGUGUGGGGGGAUGGGGAGGAAACCCAACCCGGCGAGGAGCAUAGGGGAUACGAGUCUACAGCUCAUAGCUCGCUCUCUGCCCCACCUCAAGAAGUUGGAUUUGCGCAACUGCCUCGAGGUGACAGACGUGGGCAUGGAGGCAAUUGCGCGCUCAUGCACGGGGCUGCACAAGUUUGUGGCGGACAAUUACCGGUUCGGCGGCAAGGGCAUUGCGGCGCUGCUGCUGCACUGCACUGAGCUGAACGACCUGACUCUUGUGCACAGUGCCAUUGAGGAGCGUGGGAGGAAUUGCCAGUGCGAGUCAGCCUCUCCCCCAUGCCCGCACCCUUUUCCCUGCUUCCCUCCCUCUGUUCUUCUCUCCCUUUUCCCUGCUUUCCUCCCUCUGUUCUUCUCUCCCUUUUCCCUGCUUCCCUCCCUCUGUUCUUCUCUCCCUUUUCCCUGCUUCCCUCCCUCUGUUCUUCUCUCCCUUUCCCCUGCUUCCCUCCCUCUUGCCAGUGCGGGUCAGCCUAUGCCCAUGCCCGCACCCUCCACCACCCACCCCCUCCUGCCCGCCUCACCCCCCACCACCCUCUCCAUCCGCCGCCUCUGCCUCAAGGACCAACGGAAUGCCGCCAUGUGGCAGCCCGUCAUGGAGGCGUGUGGGGGGAGUUUGGAGACGCUCAUUCUCGGGCGCAACAUGGGCAGCUGGGACGUGGUGCUUGAGGGGCUGGUUGCACGGAACAAGACAGCGGUGUUGAGGCAGGUGAGCCGGAGAGGAAAGGUAAAGGAGUCGGGGGUCACGCCCUCUAGUGCCCCCUCCUCCUCUCCUACUGCUUUUCGCACUGCAGUGAUCUUUCAACUCACCUUAUUUUCCACUCUCCUUUUCCCUCUUCAGCUGCUCGUUGAGAAGACCCUCCUAUCCGACCGCGCUCUGCACGCCCUCGCCCAGUGCCCCCAUCUGGAGCUCAUGGGCAUCGUGCACUCGCCGCACUGCACCGACGAUGGCAUGGCUGCAGUGGCCGCUGGCUGCCCCCAGCUGCGGUGGGUGCACAUCGACGGGUGGGCGACGGGGCACAUUGGGGACGUUGCUCUCACGGCGAUUGCCAAGCACUGCAGCCAGCUGCAGGACCUGGUGAUAGUGGGGGGCUCCUGCACGCUGCCCUCGCUGCAGCAGCUCGCCGCCGGCUGCCCCAAUCUCGACCGCCUCACUCUCUGCUACAUGCGCUCCAUUGGCGACCAGGAAGCUUCCUGCAUCGCCACCUCCUGCCUGAAGCUCCGCCGGCUCUGCCUCCUCGCCUGCCCGAAUAUUACCGACGCCGCCGUUCUUUUCCUCGCCACGGGCUGCCCGGGCCUCGCCACGUUGAAGCUUCGCCGCUGCCCGCUGGUGACCCGGGCAGCGGUGGAAAUGUUUCGGGAGGCGCGGCCGGAGGUGGAGUCCCCUCAUCCCACUCGACCUGACGUUGCCUCUGUACCGCCUACUGCCUCUCUCCCAUCUGCCGCCUCUCUCCCACCUGCCGCCUCUCUCCCACCUGCCGCCUCUCUCCCACCUGCCGCCUCUCUCCCACCUGCCGCCUCUCUCCCACCUGCCGCCUCUUUACCACCAUCCUCCUCUCUACCACCUGCCGUCUCUCUCCCACCUGCUGCCUCUCUACCACCAUCCUCCUCUCUCCCACCUGCCGCGUCGUUUCCACCUUCCACCUCUCUCCCACCUGCCGAAUCUUUUCAACCGGCCCCCUCUUUCCCGCGUGCCUCAUCUGUGCAACCAGCCUCCUCUGUUCCACCUGCCGCCUCGCUGCCUCCUUCCACUUCUCUCCCACCUGUCGCAUCUUUUCCACCUUCCACCUCUCUCCCACCUGUCGCAUCUUUUCCACCUUCCACCUCUCUCCCACCUGUCGCAUCUUUUCCACCUUCCACCUCUCUCCCACCUGUCGCAUCUUUUCCACCUUCCACCUCUCUCCCACCUGUCGCAUCUUUUCCACCUUCCACCUCUGUCCCACCUGUCGCAUCUUUUCCACCUUCCACCUCUCUCCCACCUGUCGCAUCUUUUCCACCUUCCACCUCUCUCCCACCUGCCACCUCUUUGCCAGCAGCCCCCUCUUUCCCGCGUGCCUCAUCUGUGCAACCUGCUUUCUCGUUUCCACCUGCCGCCUCGCUGCCUCCUGCCUCCUCUUUUCCACAUGCCUCCUCUGUGCCACAUGGCUCCUUUGCGGCUCAACCACCAGCAGCAGCAGCAGCAGCAGCAGCAGCAAGAGAAGCAACAAUGGGGAACGGGGGAACGAAGGGCAAAGGAAAGCUGACAUCCCUCUUUCAAGACGCUUCACUCUCGCAAGCGGUAGGAACGGCAGUGGCACUUGCGGUGGAAGUGGUGGGUGGGGUGGCAGUGGUGGUGGCAGAGGUGGGAUGGGAUGGCAGUGGUGGGAUGGUAAGGGGACCUGCUGGCCAAUCACUGACACACACAGAUGGAGAUGCGGCCUCUCGCCUCCCAUCUGCCUGUCCUUAUGCAGUGCCUCGCACCCAAUGUUCCUCUCCUGUCGUUACCAGUAGAAGAGUCUAG